AUGGCGGGAGGAAUGAAAGUGGCGGUCUCUCCGGCAGUUGGUGCCGGGCCCUGGGGCUGGGGGGCCGGGGGCGGUGGGGCAGUGUUGCUGCUCCUGGUUCAAUCCUGCUUCUUGGUCUGCGGCUCAGCUGGAAUUGGUGUAGACGUGGUCAUGCUUCAGGAAUCCCAAGUUUAUAAUAUGAAUGCUAGGCAGCAAUUCUGUUAUAAAAAUGUGCUUAUUCCAAAGUGGCAUGAUGUAUGGACACGGAUACAGAUCCGGAUAAAUAGUUCCAAAUUGGUACGAGUCACCCAGGUGGAGAAUGAAGAGAAACUGAAGGAGCUAGAACAGUUUAGUAUCUGGAACUUUUUUUCCUCCUUUUUAAAAGAGAAAUUGAAUGACACCUAUGUUAAUGUGGGUCUCUACAGCACAAAAACCUGCCUCAAAGUUGAGAUUAUAGAGGACCACACCAAAUACAGUGUCACUGUGACCCGCAGAUUUGACCCCAAACUCUUCCUCGUUUUCCUCCUUGGACUUAUGUUAUUUUUUUGUGGAGACUUGCUAAGCAGAAGCCAAAUCUUCUACUAUUCCACUGGGAUAAGUGUGGGAAUCGUGGCCUCUCUGCUAAUCAUCAUUUUCAUACUGUCCAAGUUUAUGCCCAAGAAAAGUCCCGUUUACAUCAUCCUGGUGGGAGGCUGGUCCUUUUCGCUGUACCUCAUUCAAUUAAUAUUUAAAAAUUUACAAGAGAUCUGGAGGUGUUACUGGCAGUAUCUUUUAAAAUGUCUUCUGAUAACUCUUGUCAUAGGCUAUGUACUUGCAGUUGGAUUCAUGAGUUUUGCAGUCUGUUACAAGUAUGGGCCCUUGGAGAAUGAACGAAGUAUCAACCUGCUGACCUGGACCUUGCAGCUGAUGGGCCUGGGUUUCAUGUAUUCUGGUAUCCAGAUACCACACAUUGCCCUUGCCCUGAUCACCAUUGCCCUGUGUACUAAGAACCUGGAGUACCCUAUUCGGUGGCUGUACAUCACCUACAGAAAGAUGUGUAAGGCAACAGAAAAGACUGUACCCCCUCGUCUCCUGACAGAAGAAGAAUAUCGGAUACAAGGAGAGGUGGAGACCCGAAAGGCUUUAGAGGAGCUUCGAGAAUAUUGUAACAGUCCAGACUGCUCUGCUUGGAAGACUGUUUCACGAAUCCAUUCUCCAAAGAGAUUUGCUGACUUUGUGGAAGGUUCUUUUCACCUCACACCAAAUGAGGUUUCUGUCCAUGAGCAGGAAUAUGGAUUAGGGAGCAUUAUUGCCCAGGAUGAAAGCUAUGAAGAAACAUCCUCUGAGGACUCAGAUUCUCGCUACCCUGCUAUCACACACAACAACUUCCUGACUUAGGUGGUGGUCAGUUAUUUUUAUGUGGACUGGCUUGGUACCUUGAUGGCCCAUGUUGCAUGUGUUGUGCAAUUGCUUCUCAACUCUUCGAAACAGAGUGAGAUAGUGCAGAAAUUCUCCCAAUGAAAUUAAAGGCCUGAAUAGGUCCCCCUCUGGAAAUGACUGUGGUGUUCUCUUUGGGAUCCCUGAGGAAUGAGAAUGGAUAAAGUAGUGAAUGCUUCCCAUUGGUUAAGCUGUCAGCUCACAUUUAUGUUUCCAGAAAAACUAGAUGAGCACAGCUAGCACAGCAUUCUAGUUCCUCUUUAAAAGUUGAUUCAGCAGUGGCAUUUCUGCCACCGUGGCUGGCACUCAGAAGUGAAAACUGUCAUACGUGCAAUAAUGCUUUCAGACUAUAGGUUGCAUCUUCCAGAGAGAAAUCCACAAACCUGAGCCUCUUUCACUUCUGCUUUUAUUUCAGUGACUUUAGAAUAAUCCUUGUUUUAAGAGGAAAAUAGGUUUUAUUUGUUUGUCUUAUGUUUUAAAUGAAUGUAUGUUUUAAAAUGUAAGAAACUCGUGUUCUAGAACCAGCAAGUACUCCAGAGUGCAAGCCCCAUAGGCCCCUACAUAUUUAUUAAUAUGGAUUAUCCAUUAAAACCCCAGACGCUGUUGUGUUGAGCUUUGAAUUAGUUCUCACACAUAUGAUAGUCUGAGUCCUGCGUGCUUUUAGGAACAUGCCUGUAGGAUCUUCUGUAGGGAAGGUCUAUUGGGCUUUUUAUUAUAUUCAACUUUUAAUUCCAUCUUAAAAAUAUAUUUGCAUUCUUCCCUUCCCAUUCCUUCUUUCCCGUUUGCCCUUUCACAUAGGGUCUGUUCUCUUACUUGUGAAGUAUGUAUGAUUCAGAGUUUGUUUCAUUUCUUAUUUUAUCUUCCCCUUGGUUUUUAGUGUUAUUCCUGCUGUUUAGGAGAAGUGAUCUUAUCUAGGAAGUUUAAAUGCUUUUUACACGUCCUCCAUUUUUCUUGUCAGUGGGUCACAUAUCUUUGAGUUUCUGUGGAAUCCAGAAACGAUCUUUAUUUUUCCUUCCCUUCCUUUGCCUACCCAUUCUCCCUAUUCCUUUCAGCCUUGCCUUACCACCUGUGCCCUUCUCCCGUGAAACCUGGCUAAUUUGUAAGCCCUGAAACUAUGAAGUUUCUUCAUACAACAUACAAGUUGUAGCUAUGUAGCAGCCACAGUUUGUAUUGCCAGGAAAUAGACUUCCAGGUAAUCUUCAUGCCUUUGGAUUCAGCCAUCGGGAUCAGACACAUUUUUCCAUGAAUUUAUUUUACUUAUUUGCAAUUCCAUUUCUGAUCAGAGAUUUCUGCUGCCUUUUAUUACAGUGGCAUUGGUUCAGAUUCUUUUGCCAUUGGAAACUACCCUUAUAAACCAUCAAUGCCAUUUAUGAGGGAGCAAAUUCCCCAGUCUCUGUCAUUAGCAUGGUUCUGUCUUUGUGAUCUUCACCCUUAUACCUUGUAGAAAGCUAUAAUUACUCCAACCCGGAAGAUAGACACUGAUGGCAAGAGCAUAACAUUAGACUGACUGGCUUACCAUGAUUAUAGGGAAGGCAGAUGAUUUUUUAAAAAGUCUUAAUUCUUUCAGACCAGCCAUUUAGCAGGUAAUUUUGAAAGGCCCUGGGCUCCAUUACUGACUUCCAAAUGUCAGCUUUGAGACUUCCCUCUAGGUGGGCAGUUGAUUAUUUCCAGCAGUGUUUCCCACAGUUUUAAACUCUCCUGAAGUGACAACUAUUUCAACUGGCAGCAAGUAGACAUAUAGGAGAAAGUGAAAAAUAAGCAGUAUUUGGGCAGGUGCUGUGGGUCAAAGUUGCAGGGUAAAGGAGCUUUAUACUGGGAAACCUUUAUGCCUUUGUGAAUUAUGUACAUGGUAAAUUUUUAUCCCUCUACAAAGAACUGUUAAGACCUCUGGAAUAUACUAUUUUUGUCCUCAUUUAUAGAAAUUGAGACCUAGGGUAUUUGAGCAUAAGUUGAUUUGAAAAAAAUGAUUCAGCUGUACAAGUGGUCUCAGAGUCCCUCGAGACUUUGGUGCCUUCUCCCAAAUAGCUACUUAGGGAGGUGGUAGCUUGCCUCCAGGGUAACUUUGUCCUUAUGUCCUGACCUAUGUCCUUAUUUCAGUGAGACAGCAUUGUGAGGUAGGGAAAGCUUCUCCUCUUUUUCUAUUUAGUGAACUUGUGAAAUACAGUUUCCAUCUUAAGACCAGUUUUUUUUUCACUGUGUUUGAAUUUGGGGUGAGUAAAAUCAAACUCAGUUUAUUUCUUCCUGUCUGGUAGCUGGAGACUGAGCUGUAGGCAGUGGAGAUCACAAUGGGUCCUGCAGCUGAGAGCUGCUCUCAGACAGUGAAGGACAGUGCCACUGCUGUGCUGUGUGUCCUCGCCCUGCCUGCCUGUGCGGCUCUGCCCCAGAUGCUUCAGAGCCCCCGUGUGCCCAAAGAUUGCUUGACUUCUUAAACCUUCUUUAGAAACUGCUCUUGUCUCCCUCUUGGCCACUUAGUCUGCUGACUCAGUCACUACUUGAAGCCCCCAUUUAAUUUUCUCUGGCAGUUACAGCUCUUGCAAUUUCAGCAUAGUCUCAUCUCUCAGACUGAUCUCAUCAAGAAGGAUUGAAGGGAUAACUAUGGAGUUAGCUGGACGUUGGAGCCAUGUUUGCUGCCAUGUCAGCAUCUUGCUCUGCAAAUAUCAAGCUGUAAAUUGGCCCUAGGGCUCAGGGACUCGGCGGCAUCGGAAAUCUAUUGCCUCUAAUCGGUCUGACCAAGUUGUGUAGAGCAUGUCUCCCAUUAAUGGGAAUACAAGAGCCAACUGGCCUAAAACACUUCCCCUUCACUUUCCCACUCAGAUUGCUUUCAUGAGACCAAUAAACAAAAAUAAGGAAAAUUGAAUAACUUUGAUACCUUCUAACAAGAAAUUCCUGUCAGCCACUUCCUGUCACCAAAACUAGUUUAUUUCUCCCCCCAAAUUCAUGACUUUUAUGUCUGGUACAAAGGAGACUUUGCAGGUAAUAGUUCCAUUAUAGUUCCAAUGUUCCAUUUUGUGCUAAUAUACCCCAGUGUAGGUCCUAGCCCUGUCUUCAUUGACUACGUUCCCUUCAACUCAAUCUCCGCUUGACACAUGCAAUAGAGAUUUGAUGAAUGAAAGGACCCAAAUAGGCCAGAUGGUCCCCCAAAGCCCCGAUAUCCAUAAAAGGCUUGGGAAUGGAUUAUGCAAUUGCCCUCAAUCUUUUUGUUGUUCCAGAAAAAAAGAUGGGCUCAGAUGGAUGCCUGCGUAAAAAUGGUUCCUAGCUGUGCACUCAUAACUUUUCUCUGAAUUGAGUAGUGAAAGUUGAAGUAGGAGGAAAGGAAAUUAAAUGUCCUUUUAAUAUUCCUUUGGACUCAGGUCUGACAUGAGAUAAUAACCUAUAUUGAAAUGCCAAGAAUUUUAUCUGAACCAAAGAGAGGACAGUUUGACAGAUUUAUUAUGCCUUCAACUUACAUAGGCAUUGAAACCAAGUAAUAAACAUAAAAAUAGCCAUUGCACAAGGCAUAACCUUUUGCUUUUUUGAUAUAGCAGAAAUAAUUUUUUAAGGGAAACCUAUGCAAUUGUGAUCUGGUCGUGUCUCUUGCUACUUAGCUUAUGGAGUCAGUUGCUGUUGAGUUGGAUUCUAGAUGGUUACUAUCUUGAAAAGGGUCUUCGGUGCAUGUGGUGGGAACUAGAGCCUGCUGGGAAUAAACAACACAGAUUCACGGGAACAUCAACACAGAGCUUUAGUGGGGAUGCGAAUGGCACAGACAGAUGAGAGGCUUCUCAAAAUGUGGGGCUUUGGGCUCCUAUACCCCAACUCAGGUGUCAUCUUCCCCUUCACAAUCUUGACAAUAACUUGAAAAUGGUGAAAUCACUUUCUCCCAACUUUACUAGAGCAUGAGUGAGUAUUAGAACUGUUACAGCCUGCAAUUGCCUCAGUUUCCCAUGUUUCUAGAGUUGCUGGUGAAACAGCAGGGGUUAGGAAUUACUGGGUAAGUUUCAGCCUGUGGGUAAUGCCUUAGUGUUAUUUAAAAAGAUUUGUCAUUUAUAUUUAAAAUAAAUGUGCAUGGAUGUUUGAAAGGAGCAAAACAAUCAGGGAUGACUCUUUGCCAUGAGUCUUAUUUUCACUCUUUUCUGUAAGAAAAAAAUAACAAUGUUAUAUAUAUAUAUUUUUUCACUUUUUAUUGUACAAGUUUGUAAGUAAUCCCAAUUUUAAUAAAGUUUUA
Messenger RNA from Hipposideros armiger (great roundleaf bat), 5596 nucleotides. It is a transcript of the gene NEMP1, whose product is annotated as nuclear envelope integral membrane protein 1. The transcript is spliced from 9 exons. The record is from RefSeq and is a predicted model, not a curated record. The coding region runs from base 1 to 1356 and encodes 451 amino acids. Gene Ontology annotation, cellular component: nuclear envelope. NCBI's taxonomy places the organism in Eukaryota, Metazoa, Chordata, Mammalia, Chiroptera, Hipposideridae.